Prorocentrum cordatum is the source of this 321-nucleotide messenger RNA. NCBI's taxonomy places the organism in Eukaryota, Dinophyceae, Prorocentrales, Prorocentraceae. The record is from the annotation of a GenBank genome assembly.
AUGGGCUGCCAGGCCGCGAGCCUCCGGCUGCCGGGGCCGGGCGCCGCGUUCCCGCGCUGCGAGCGGCAGUGCGUCGUCGUCGUGGGCGGCGAGAGCGGAGAAGACAGCGGGGAGCUCGGAGGCGCGGCAGCUGAGCAGCGUCCUGGUGUACGACGCCAAGACGGACGAGUGGUGGCCGCAGGACGCCUUUCCGCCGAUGCCCACGCCGAGGACGGCCAUGGCGCUCGUCGUGGGGCCGGGCAAGGUCGUGGGCUGCCCGUGAGAGAUGCCCCUGCCCUGGACAGCGGCAGCGCAGCGCCCACCGAUUUGAUUGUAAGGUAA